UGCACCUUAACACCUCGUCAGCUGUUACUUUUCUCUCAGAGGACGAUGGCUUUCAUGGGGAUGCAGAUGGCUGGCUGCGCCCUGGCUCUUUUCGGCUGGAUCGGGGUGAUCGUUGUCUGUGGUGCACCCAUGUGGCGGGUCACCGCUUUUCUUAGCCACUAUGUUGUUGUAGAGACAUAUCCGUUUAGGUGGGAGGGCAUCUGGAUGAGCUGCAUGGUCCAGAGUACAGGCCAGAUGCAGUGCAAGGUGUAUGACUCCAUGCUGGAUCUGGGUUCUGCCCUCCAGGGGGUCCGGGCUCUGGUGGUAGUCUCCAUCAUCACAGGCAUCAUAGGGCUCCUCGUCGCUUUCGCUGGUGGAAAGUGCACCAACUUCAUUCCAGAGAAGAGGACCAAGGCGAAGGCUUCAGUGGUAGCUGGUGUGAUCCUGAUCAUCAGUGGAUUACUCUGCAUUAUCCCUGUUUCCUGGACUGCCAGCAUUAUCAUCAGGGACUUCUACAAUCCUCUGCUUGUUGUCGCUCAGAAAAGAAAGCUGGGGGCUUCUCUUUACGUCGGCUGGGGCACCGGGGCUCUGCUGGUCUCCGGAGGAGCACUUCUAUGUGCCAUUUCCUGCCCACCUAAAGACAGUCCAGAGCAUCCAGUCAGGUACUCCGGUGCCAGGUCCACAGCCACCAGCCGGGCCUAAGUCUGAGAGGUUCAUUCUUCUGAAAGGGACAGCAGACUCUAUUUUUGUUUUCUCGAGUAACCCUGCUUUGCUGUGAGUUUCUGAC
Messenger RNA from Larimichthys crocea (large yellow croaker), 766 nucleotides. RefSeq names its product claudin-4. Gene Ontology annotation, molecular function: structural molecule activity. Bases 46 to 681 code for a protein of 211 amino acids. NCBI's taxonomy places the organism in Eukaryota, Metazoa, Chordata, Actinopteri, Sciaenidae. Gene Ontology annotation, cellular component: membrane; bicellular tight junction. The transcript has 2 exons. The record is from RefSeq and is a predicted model, not a curated record.